AUGAACUCCCUCCGCCUUGCCACGCGACAUCUCAAACCAAACAUCACCCGAAAACCAAUAGCCACCGCCAGCAAGAUGAUAGCCCCAGAGAUCCAAGUCAACACUACCCCAGACCUAAGCCUCGCAGACCUCUACUCAUUCCCCGCCUUCAAAACCUGGAUAACAACCCUCCAGCAUUCCCUCUCCAGACAACAAAACCCCUCACACGAAUUCCACCAAGACCCCUAUGUGCUCCGCAAAAUCGAAAUUCAAGCCGUCGACCGAUUCGGAGGCGCGCGACUUGGGUUCGUCAAGCUAAAAGCCUCCGUAUCAAAUGGCCAGGGCGAGACUCUACCGGGAAGUGUAUUUCUACGUGGUGGCAGUGUUGGCAUGUUGCUGGUCUUGCAACCGGAUGAUAUUGCCAAUCCGACAGAUAAUGAUGAGCGCGCUAUCCUCACUAUCCAGCCCCGCAUCCCCGCGGGCUCGUUGGCGUUCCCUGAAAUUCCGGCGGGUAUGCUGGAUGAUAGUGGGACGUUUGCUGGUGGGGCGGCGAAGGAAAUUCAGGAAGAGACGGGGCUGUUGGUUGAACAGGGUGAUUUAAUUGAUAUGACUCUAUUGGCUUCGAAAGCUGGGCAAGACUCUAAUGGCGAGUCUUUGCAACAUGCUGUCUAUCCUUCGGCGGGUGGAAGUGAUGAGUUCAUUCCUUUAUUCUUGUGUCAGAAGGUUAUGCCGAGGAAGGAGAUUGAAGAUUUACAGGGGAAAUUGACUGGUCUUCGGGACGAAGGGGAGAAGAUCACGCUUAAGCUUGUUCCUUUGGCUGAUCUUUGGAAGGAAGGGGUUAGAGAUGGGAAAACUCUGGCUGCUUGGGGAUUGUACCAAGGGCUAAAGAGUGAGGACUUGCUCUGA
Molecule: messenger RNA, 885 nt
Organism: Penicillium brevicompactum
Lineage: Eukaryota; Fungi; Ascomycota; Eurotiomycetes; Eurotiales; Aspergillaceae
Product: putative NUDIX family hydrolase
Exons: 2
Coding region: 1-885 (294 amino acids)
Biological process (GO): ribose phosphate metabolic process; nucleoside phosphate metabolic process
Molecular function (GO): ADP-glucose pyrophosphatase activity; ADP-ribose pyrophosphatase activity
Source: RefSeq, a predicted model, not a curated record